This is a messenger RNA of Leucoraja erinaceus (little skate), 3901 nucleotides long. It is a transcript of the gene smpdl3a, whose product is annotated as sphingomyelin phosphodiesterase acid like 3A. Lineage: Eukaryota; Metazoa; Chordata; Chondrichthyes; Rajiformes; Rajidae. The transcript has 8 exons. Gene Ontology annotation, molecular function: sphingomyelin phosphodiesterase activity. Bases 46 to 1419 code for a protein of 457 amino acids. The record is from RefSeq and is a predicted model, not a curated record. Gene Ontology annotation, biological process: sphingomyelin catabolic process.
UGGCGCGUGCUGCGGCUGCGCGAACGUCCCCGCAGCCGGGUAGCGAUGGAAGUCGGGGGGGCAUUUGUGCAGCUAUGGCUUGUUUGCGGAUUGUGGCUGCUGGCCUCAGAGUUAGCGGCGCCUGCCGCCGCACCGUAUCCCCACAGGACAAGGGCCAGGGUCACAGGAGAAUUCUGGCAUGUGACUGACUUGCAUUUGGAUCCGACCUAUCACUUGUCAGCUGAUCCUACCAAAGUUUGCUUUUCAUCAUUGGGUCUUCCAGCAAAGCAUGCAGGACUUUAUGGAGACUAUGCAUGUGAUUCACCAUAUAAUCUUAUUCACUCUGCUUUUAAAUUCAUGAAAGAUGCCGAAGUUCAACCCUCCUUUGUGAUAUGGACUGGUGAUAGUCCUCCCCAUGUACCAGCUGAGAAACUCUCUACAAAGAUCGUGAUUGACAUCCUCCGUAAUAUGACACAGACUAUUCAGAACCACUUUAAAGAUCUACAAGUUUUUCCUGCUCUGGGAAACCAUGACUUUUGGCCACAGGAUCAGCUUCCUGUUAAUAUGAGUGAAGUUUAUUGUGCUGCAGCUGACAUGUGGAAACAGUGGUUGACACCUGAAUCACGUAGUACCCUGCAAAAAGGUGGUUUCUACACCCAGGUCCUUAAUGUUAAUGCUACUCAGCAUAAGCAAACACUCCGGAUAAUCAGCCUGAAUACAAAUUUGUACUACGGUCCAAAUAAAGUGACAGAGAAAUUGCCAGAUCCUGCAGGGCAGUUUGAGUGGUUCGAAGUAAUAUUGAAGAGAGCUCAGAAAAAUAAAGAGAAGGUUUAUCUCAUAGGACAUGUUCCUCCAGGCUACUUGCCAGGUUGUCUGAGUACCACUGCAGUGAGGGAGAAGGACAAUGAGAGAUUGGUGCAAAUUCUUCGCAAGUACAGCAAUGUCAUUGUUGGUCAGUUUUAUGGCCACACUCACAAGGAUAGUAUAAUGGUCCUUCUGGAUGAUCAAGGCAAUCCAGUUAACUCUUUGUUUGUGGCACCUGCUGUAACUCCUCAUAAAGGAUUUUUGGAGCAAGUAUCCAACAACCCAGGCUUUCGCCUGUAUAAGUACGACAUACAGGAUUACAGCUUGCUGGAUUUCUGGCAGUAUUACAUGAACCUCACUGAAGCAAAUGAGAAGAAAAAGCCUGACUGGAAGUUGGAAUACAGCAUGACAUCCGCCUAUGGCAUAAAAGAUCUGCAACCACAGUGUUUAUUGGACUUAACUGAUCGGUUCAUAAUGGCACAAAGUGAGAAAUUUCAUAUGUAUUACAACCAUUAUUUGGUCAGUUAUGAUCCAAGUAAGAAAUGUGUUGGCCUUUGUAAGAUGAAACAGAUAUGUGGUAUAAGAUAUUUAGAUAGCACUUCAUACACAAACUGCAUUCUAAAGGGACUAAAAUAAAAAUUUUCUAGAAAUUAGAUUGAUAAAGAUUGUAAAAAUGAACAUUUUAUUUUACAUUUCCUGGCAGGCUAUUACCUUGUUUAUCUUGUACUUUAUUUUGUUGGGUGCAUAUUCUGAUUAAUUUGUAUUGUGGUGGAUGUUCAUGUUAAAAUGUGUUUUUGAGUGAUCUGUUGCUUUUAAUUGUAUGACUGACCUGACAAAUGAAAUUCCUCGUAUGUUGCAAAACAUACUUGGCAAAUAAAGUGUGUUUCUGAUUCAGAUUUUCCCAACAUUCUAUUUUUCUUAUUGUAAUCCAGUGAAUUUCUUUGAUGCAAUUUUAUUUUGUGUACUUUUAUUUUGGAGCUGUAAAUUUCUUUAGGGUGUUGGAGUCGAUAUAUUCCAUAGUUAUCUCAAAUGGGGUUAGGUAAGGGGGAGGUACAGCGAGACCUGGGCGUCCUUGUACAUCGGUCGCUGAAAGUUGUCGUGCAGGUUACAGCAGGCAGUGAAGAAAGCUAAUGGAAUGUUGGUCUUCAUAACAAGAGGAUUUCAGUAUAGGAGUAGAAAGAUUCUUCUGCAGUUGUAUAGGGCUCUGGUAAGACCACAUCAGGAGUAUUGUGUACAGUUUUGGUCUCCUAAUUUGAGGAAGGACAUCCUUGUGAUUGAGGCAGUGCAGCGUAGGUUCACGAGAUUGAUCCCUGGGAUGGUGGGACUGUCAUAUGAGGAAAGAUUGAAAAGACUAGGCUUGUAUUCACUGGAGUUUAGAAGGACGAGGGGGGAUCUUAUAGAAACAUAUAAAAUUAUAAAAGAACUGGACAAACUAGAUGCAGGAAAAUUGUUCCCAAUGUUGUGCGAGUCCAGAACCAGGGGCCACAGUCUUAGAAUAAAGGGGAGGCCAUUUAAGACUGAGGUGAGAAACUUUUUCACCCAGAGUUGUGAAUUUGUGGAAUUCCCUGCCACAGGGCGCAGUGGAGGCCAAAUCACUGGAUGGAUUUAGGAGAGAGUUAGAUGGAGCUCUAGGGGCUAGUGGAAUCAAAGGAUAUGGGGAUACGGGUUAUUGAUUGGGGACGAUCAGCCAUGAUCGCAAUGAAUGGGGGUGCUGGCUCGAAGGGCCGAAUGGCCUCCUCCUGCCCUAAUUUCUAUAAGCUUUUUGCCCCAUUGUGACUCUGCUGGUGUUUAAAGUGUAAUCUAAAUAAUCCCAUUUGAUGUUCAUUCCUAGUUGCAUUGGAAUUUUUUCCAAUUAAAAACAAAUCUGCUUCCAACAUUCUUCCAAGUUCACAAUUAGUUGUGUACUUUUGUAUGAUCUAAAUUAUCUUAAAUUUACAAUGUUUGAUAUCUUCUAAAACACUUCUCAUUAUUCAUUCUGUAAAAACUAUUCUGUGAUUUUUGGACAUAAUCAUCAAAUGUCCCCUUAACCUGCUCUGCCCUUUUAUUUAUAGAGAAAUCCUUUAUUUCUCUGAUCUCUCAAUGCUGAUAAACUCUUGCAUCCCAAUUGUGGUGAAUCUCCUCAGUACCCCAUCUCAAGAGGACUCGACCUAUUCUAAAUGCAAAUUUCAGCUUUCCAUUUCGGGCCCAACCAGAGUUUUAUUGAAUUUUAAUUUUGGUUCCUUGCUGAGGGAAUAUUUAAUUGAGGGGUCGAGAUAGAGUAAAUGGGAAGGAACUGUUUCCCACAACAUGUAUCAUGGGGCAUACAUUUAACAGGAUUGGAUGAGACCACAUUUUAGGAAACAUUUUUCACUGAGUAUGGCAGGAAUUUACUUUAUAUGGGCAGAAACCUGCGUAAUAUUUUGAGUAUUUCAUACUUGAAGGGCUACAGGAUUGGGAUGGUCUUUUUUUCUUGCCAAGCACAUAAUGGCCAAAUUUUGUUAAUUUUCAAUUACUAUUCUUGCCUCUCAAUAAAGGCAAUCAUCUUUAUUUACAUUUAUUUUAACGACCCUUUCAACAUUAUGAAGGAAAUUCUUAUUUAUUGGCAAAGAAAUUAAACGUCGGCCUUUUUUGCUUUUUUACACUUUCGGCUUCCAAAUGAAACUUGUUGGUUCAAACCCCACAUCAAUGUGUGUACUUGAUACAAGAUUAAAUAUUCAAAUGUAAGAGUGCUUCACUGCUGAUGGAAGGUGUCUUGUAACCUAGUGAUUACGCACACUGCAGUUGAUGGUAAAAACACUGCUCGUUGCACAUUGAUAAAUAUCAUUUUAUCUCUGUUUGUAUUCAAUAUAAGACUAUUGUGUGCUAAAUUGGUUUUAAUUUGUUUUACAUUCAAAAUGUACUUGCACAUUUUACAAUUGCUUCCCGAGUGUACAUGGAAAUCAUUGGCUAUAAGAGAGAAUUGUUGAUAGCUUGAGCAUUUCUCAUUGAACUUGUUUCAUUGAUGUUUAAAGUAAGCAGCCACAACUGGUUGUUGAAUGUACAAAUUUUAAAUUGUAUGACUGACCUGGCCAGUGAUUUUUCACUACACCAAUUGGUGUAUGUGACAAUAAAUGAACUUAUGAAAUCCCAAAUUUAAUAU